Molecule: messenger RNA, 776 nt
Organism: Dendronephthya gigantea
Lineage: Eukaryota; Metazoa; Cnidaria; Anthozoa; Malacalcyonacea; Nephtheidae
Exons: 2
Coding region: 63-776 (237 amino acids)
Source: RefSeq, a predicted model, not a curated record
ACCAACGCUUAGAGAAGACACCAUUUGAGGCGUUGACAGGUAAGAAACCAAAUUUAAAUAAUAUGCAUGUAUUCGGCACAACAUGCUAUGCUUUUUUGCAGAACACCAAGAAAAUAGACGCAAAGAGCCGUAAAGGUAUAUUUAUAGGGUACGACAGAGGUAGCCCAUCUUACUUGAUAUACUAUCCGGAAUUAGACAAGAUAGAAAAGGUACGUUGUGUCAAAUUCAUUGACAACUUCCAAGGCAAAGACAAUAAACUCAACGAUCUUGAUGAGUUUGUACCCGACAGAAAACCUUCGAGUACUAGCAAUGAAAACCCCAAAAUGCCGAGUACAGUUGAGGAGAGCUCGAAUAAUCUCGAAACAAUCAGCGAAAAUGUAACAAACAACACCGAGGUGGUUGCCGAGGGAGAUAGGUAUCCAACAAGAGUUCGCAAUAAGCCAAAUUAUUUCGAUCAAAGCAAAUUAGAUGACACAUUAGAUCCAUGUGUGUAUGUGCGUACAAUAGAUGAUGAACGAUGUGUGAUCGUAAUCGUUUGGGUAGACGAUAUCAUAAUCGCCUCGAGUGAUUCAAAUUCACUACAGAGCGUGAAAAAGUCUCUUAAAGAAAGGUUUAAAAUGACCGACCUAGGGAUUCUAAAAUGGUUUUUAGGCACUGAAUUUCAAUGCAGUGAAAACACAAUUAAAAUGAAUCAAACCCGGUACAUUGAAAAGAUUCUUGAGAAAUUCAAAAUGACCGAUUGUAAGCCAAAGCCGACGCCGUGUGAGUUAGGAUAG